AGAAGAUGGCGUGGGAUCCACCCCUGCAGCAUCCUUUCUCCUGGGCAAGGUCCUCCUCCCUCUUCUUGUCCUGCUCAAGAGCUGCUGUGGCACAGUUAAUCGAGGCCACCACAGCACCCCCAAAAAAGAAACCAGACCCUGUGACUUCGGAGACGGUGGUGAUCUGGGGGCUGCGGCUCUGGCAGGUGGUUGGUAUCUUUGCCAUCUUUGUCCUGGCAGUCAUUAUCACCCUGUGCUGCAUCUUCAAGUGCCGGAUCCCCCGCACCAGGAAGGAGAUCGAGGCGCGCUACGCCCAGCGGCAGGCGGCCAAGAACUACGCAGACAAGCUGGACACGGUGCCACCGCUCAACGAGCUGACUGAGAUCCCUGGAGCUCAGUCUGCAGAAGAAAAAAAGGAAGAGGUUCCCACUGUGUCUGGAAAAGUGGACAAGGCUCAGGGUAAGAAAGAUGGAGCCAAGGAUUCCAAAAAGAAGGAUGGUGAAAAAGACCAGAAAGAAGAAUCCAAGAAAGAAGGGAAGGAUGGGGCCAAAAAGAAGGAAGGGGAAAAGGGAGAAAAAGGAGAAAAGGAGGAGAAGGGAGAAAAAGAUGACAAGAAGCAAGGUGCUGGGAAGAAAGGUGAAAAAGAAGGUGAAGCAUCAAAGUCAGGAGGAGGCAGCAAAAGCAAUGGCAAGGCUGGCGGGAAUGCCAAAGCCCCAGCAAAGAAGAAGUGACCUUGCUAAGAGACAGUGCUGGAAGUCUUUUGGGGAGGGACAAUGUCAAAUCCCUGUGGGAAGAGCACUGGGAGCAGACAGGAGAUGCUGCCUCCAUCUUCUCAGGCUGCUGAGUGCCACUGGAUGUGUGCAUUUGUUACCUUCUGAAGACCAAGUCACUGCUGUUUGGCCACCAGAGAAAGACCUGGCCACAGCUAACACUGUGCAGAGCUGCAUGACAGCAA
Dryobates pubescens (Downy woodpecker) is the source of this 934-nucleotide messenger RNA. It is a transcript of the gene TMIE, whose product is annotated as transmembrane inner ear. The record is from RefSeq and is a predicted model, not a curated record. The transcript is spliced from 4 exons. The coding region runs from base 6 to 710 and encodes 234 amino acids. NCBI's taxonomy places the organism in Eukaryota, Metazoa, Chordata, Aves, Piciformes, Picidae.